CUCCCCUGCGUCCUGCUUCCGCCCAGCUGCUCUCUUGUGCCGUGGGAUGCUCUUCGGGGGCUUCCUCAGCUCUAGGCAGCUGAGGCGAUGCCGGGCGCAGGGCGCUGCCCCGAGUGUGGCUCCACUGAGCUUGUGGAGGACUCACACUAUUCGCAGAGCCAGCUGGUGUGCUCCGACUGCGGCUGCGUGCUCACCGAGGGGGUCCUCACCACCACCUUCAGCGACGAGGGCAACCUCCGAGAAGUAGCAUAUUCCCGAAGCACAGGGGAAAACGAACAAGUUAGUCGCAGCCAGCAACGAGGUCUCCGCCGAGUAAGAGACCUCUGUCGAGUUCUGCAUUUGCCAUCCACAUUUGAAGACACGGCAGUCGCCUACUACCAGCAGGCGUACCAGCACCCUGGCAUCCGCACCGCCAGGCUGCAGAAGAAGGAGGUGCUGGUGGGCUGCUGCGUCCUAGUCACCUGCCGGCAGCACAGCUGGCCCCUCACCAUGGGGACCAUCUGCACCCUCUUGUACGCAGAUCUGGAUGUGUUUUCUGGCACCUACAUGCAAAUAGUGAAGCUCCUGGGGCUGGAUGUGCCAUCUCUGUGCUUGGCAGACCUGGUGAAGUCCUACUGUAGCAGCUUCAGGCUGUUCCAGGCCUCCGCGGCACUGCCAGCCAAGUACGUGGAGGACAAGGAGAAGGUGCUGUCACGGACUCUGCAGUUGGUGGAGCUGGCUGACGAGACGUGGCUGGUCACCGGGCGGCGCCCCCUGCCCAUCGUCACUGCCGCCACCUUCCUGGCUUGGCAGUCACUGCGGCCGGCGGACCGGCUCUCGUGCUCCCUCCCGCGGUUCUGCAAGCUGGCCAACGUGGACCUGCCCUACCCCGCGGCCUCGCGCCUGCAGGAGCUGGUGGCGGUGCUGCUGCGCAUGGCGGGCCAGCUGGCCUGGCUGCGGGUCCUGAAGCUCGACAAACGGUCCGUGGUGAAGCACAUCGGGGACCUGCUCCAGCACCGCCGCACUCUCCUCCGCGAGGCCUUUAGGGACAGGGAGCCGCAGGGGCCGGGCUCCCAGGGGGCGGGGAGCAGCGCCUCUGCUUUGCAGGGGGAGCAGCCGGGGGGCACCGCCCAGCUCCUCCCACCCUGCAUGUUGAAGCCUCCCAAGCGCAUGUGCCCCGCGAGCCCGGUGCCCACAGUCACUGGGGACGAGAACAUUUCUGACAGUGAAAUCGAGCAGUACCUGCGCACGCCGCAGGAAGUGAGGGACUUCCAGAGAGCCCAGGCGGCUGGGCAGGGCACCGCGAGUGUCCCCAACCCGCCUUGA
This is a messenger RNA of Sorex araneus (European shrew), 1305 nucleotides long. RefSeq names its product BRF2 RNA polymerase III transcription initiation factor subunit (gene BRF2). Gene Ontology annotation, cellular component: nucleus; transcription preinitiation complex. Bases 88 to 1305 code for a protein of 405 amino acids. Lineage: Eukaryota; Metazoa; Chordata; Mammalia; Eulipotyphla; Soricidae. Gene Ontology annotation, biological process: transcription initiation at RNA polymerase II promoter; transcription preinitiation complex assembly. Gene Ontology annotation, molecular function: TBP-class protein binding; RNA polymerase II general transcription initiation factor activity. The transcript has 4 exons. The record is from RefSeq and is a predicted model, not a curated record.